AGAAAUUACCGCAUUGCCUAAGUUGAUGUGGACUUUGCAACAACAAAAUCAACAAUAUGAAAGAUGAAACGUAAUAUUCACCAGUGGUUACAAAUAUGAAAUAUGGCCUCAGUUGAAGACCGAAGUCCACAACAUUCAAUGAUGACUGAACAUAGUCAAAGUAGGAAAAGGAAGCGUACUGAAGAGAAUGGCCAAAAAUCGGUAAGCAUUUUUUAUCAUAGAUCGUAUUUUGGGCUACUGGCAUGCGAGGCUUUAAUAUACUCUACGUGUACAAACGUGUUCCACUGUUCUUGAAUGCAAAUUGUGUUUCAUGAUUUUAAUAAAUAUGUAUUACAAAUAAAUAGUUUCAUUGUGUGAAAAGCGUUGUCAGAAAUGAUAACAUUUAGAGCAAGUAUUACUAUUAGAUACUUUUUUAACAAUUGACAAGGAGGUUGUUUGGCUGCGAAAUGCGUUUCGUGAGUCGAGGCCUGUGUUAAUUCAAUUCAAUUAUUAAAUUACACAUUCUAGCACGAAAUACUAUAAUAAUACUAGGUUUUGUAAGUAGAUUUGCGAAAUAUAGAUUUUUGUGUGGAAAAAUAUAUUGGUUAAUUAUUAACCAAUUUCUGGCAUUUUUAUUCAAAACAAAGAAAGCUGCAUUUUUAAAUGCAGUACCUGUCACUUUUGAAUUUCCUUUGACUGGACAGCUGGCAGCCAGCUAUGUGGUGAAAAUUCUAGCAAUUGCACCGAUUAUAUCCCCUCCCCUCAUGCAUGAACCCAACUGCACCCCUUACCCUCACUCAAUCUAACUGGUAAAUGUAAACCAAACCACUUCUUGUAAACAAAAUGUAAACCAAAAAUUCUAGCAAUUGCACCGAUUAUAUCCCCUCCCCUCAUGCACGAACCCAACUGCACCCCUUACCCUCACUCAAUCUAACUGGUAAAUGUAAACCAGUAAAACAUAGUAAACAAUUUGUGGGUUAAGGAGGCUCCCUGCAGUUAUAUGUAGAAUUUGAAGUUGGGACCUGGUCAGACGUCAUUAUCAUGUCGUGCGCUUGGAAAAUUUGAUGUAAUUUUUGAGUGCUUAAUCUUGAAAAGAACGACACUGGUAUUUUAAAAUCAUACAUAGUUGAAAUUAAAAGUAUGUACUCCUUACAAGAACGUCUAUAGGCCAAUAUAGGUUUUUAUAAGCAAUUGGAACAUUUUCUAUAGGUGCCUAUAGGCUUCUAUAGCAAAUUGGAACAUUUCCUAUCUAGGCACCGAUAGGCCACCUAUAGACUUUUUUCAUAAGGGAUAUAAUGACAUACUGUGUGUUGUCAACGGCAGUUUGAAAAGUUUUGUUUAUUAUGUUUUUUCGCGUUUUUGAUGUUCAGUACAACUAGAAGACCCUGGGGACGAGGUUGCAUUUACAAAAUGUUCAAAAUCUUUGACAUGUCGAAAGUCAAAACAGUGAAAUAUCAAUAUUACUGUAGUGAUGUAAAACUUGAUUUUUUUAAAUGCUGGUGACUACCAAUAAUUAUAUGUGUCACUGUCAGUAAUAUUUUAUAUUUAUUUAAUAUGUAAUAGUUAAUAUCAAAGACUAGCUUUUCGCAUUCAACUUGAAUCAUCUAACUGUUUUACUUUAUAUAUAUGAGUUGAUCCACUUUAUGAAACAGAUUGUUAACAAAAUAAUUUUAAUAGUUUUGAAUAGUUUUACAGGUCUUUAUACUGAUUUUCCAAACACCUCUGUCAACAAGUGCAAAUUUAAAAAAGUUUCAGGCAAAAUAUUUUUCCAUUCUUACAGUCUCAGAUAAACUGUAUUUUUUAUUCUCAAUAAUCGCAAACAAAUCACAAAUAUUAUUGAAGUCAGAAAGUCAAUGUGAAAAAAAAAGUCAAUAUCCACUAUGUGCACAUGUAUGCAGGUGGAAAGUACACAAAAUAUUAGGUCCAUCCAUGGGAGUAUAAUCCCACAGGAAAAUUGAAGUGCUGAUUUUUCUGACGCCAUUCACUAACAUUUCACAUACGGUAACAUUUAAAAAUAAUCGUAUUUUGUACUUUAUUUCAGUUGAGCCGCUACGCAGGCUAUAACAUGUUCCUGUGUUAUACAACUAGGCAAUUAUCAACAUUUUAUUUACAAUUCAAUUUGGCAUGCAAUCAUUAAUUUACCAUUAAUAUAUAAUGAAAUAUCAUAAAUAACCACAUGCAAAGAAACACUGACAAAAAUUGUUAGAAAUUGAUCGAUUUUAACCAUAACCAUAUUUCAUUGUAGUUUUUAAUGAGAAGUAUACAGGACGUAUAAAACCUGCUUAGCGAAGCAGAAAGAGAAUAAAAGCAUGCUUCACAAUCAUGUGACUUAAUCUAACAAUAAGUGAGUCAUUAUACUAAUGUUUAUAUGAAGUAUUCACUUCAACAAAAAUCACCAUUGUUGUUAAUGCGUUUGUCGGCAAGAAUCAAAAAUAUAUUUUGCCCUUAAGGUGGUAGUCUACCCUAAAUCACCAAAAUCACUGUUUUAGCUCUACCAAACAAUUUAAUCAAUCAUCACAAAAUUUGGCACAUACAUAGAUGACUAUAAUUAAUUUGACAUGUAUGUAGUCUAUGUACAUUAUGGUUUCCAUUGAAACCGGAAAUAACUACGUCUUAUGCCUAAGUUUGUGGAAGCAAUAUCUUAAAAGGCAAAAUAGGUAACAUGUUCAAACUUUAUCAAGUUGCUCAGAUAAGUAUAAGUUGAGUAGUAUGGAAUAAGUAGGCAGAUUUUUAUUUCAUAUUUUACAUUUGUCCGAAUCGUAAAAAAAUGCAGUUUCCAUGGCAACCAAUUAAAUAUUGCAUUUUUUUAAAAACUGUCUGCGUAUACCAUAAACGACCAAAAGAUACAGGCACAUACCGGUACUGUAAAAAAAUGAAGGCAAUUCAUCAAAUUUCCUUUGAUUUAGAGUUUCCACAAAUUCAACACUGUGAAAAUCUGCUAUUUUGAGAAAAUCAAGGUUAAACAUAAACAAAUGUUUUGAAUGGUCCAAUUCAAAAUAGUCCACUCCUUUCCUACAGGGUUCCAAUAAAUAAUCAUGAUCUAUAUUAUUUAGACUUGAAACAAUAUAGAACUACACUGUAUAACACAAUGGGAAAGUGAAUAGCGACUAGAGUGUAUGUAACUAUAUAUAGAAGUAUGUUAAUUGCAUCUUGCUCACUAUUUAUAGAGUUGUCACAAAAAACUGAACAUACAUAUACAUAAUACUUUAUUUUGACACGCUAGCCUCAUCAACAUCAGCUGUUUUUCAUGAGGGGCGUGUUAACUAACUAAUUACACAAAUAAUAUGUACAAAUUAAAGUUACAUGAAGCAUACAAAGACUAACAGGUAGACAAAAAUAUAUAAAGUAACAAAACAAAUAAAUAUUAUUGAGGACAAGUCAGCUUCACCUCGCCAUAGAUUUUAUAAUUCUCUUGAAUGAGUAAACGGAAUCAUUCAGCACCUUGCUUCAAUAGACAGAUUAUUCCAAUGUAUUUAAAACUUCUUUUAAGAAAUUCUUUCUUUGUCACGAUUCCUAAGAUCAUAAGGGGAAUUGCCUAAGGGGAGUACUUCAUAAGGUUUAUCAUUCUCACACUUGAUGAGUAGCUGCUAUAUAUCUACCAGCUACUAGUUACCGCAACAGUAAUGCAGGCAACCAUCUUCCCUAAAGUCAUUUUGCCACAUCCCUUUUUUCCCAAGCAAUAUACCCUUCAACCACGGACCAGCUAAUUCUUGCAAGAGCUACCAAUCAUCAUGGCUUUUACCGGCCUUUUCCAUUUGGAUAAGGGAACUGAUGCUUUCUUUGUUAUGCUAUAUUAUAAACCAUUAAUAACCCUUCAUAACCAAAUCGGAUAUGAAGGCAUACAUCUGUGACUCACAUGAUGGUACCCACCAACCCGGCUUACCACCAUGACUGGUAGCUGCCAAAUAGGUUCCCAACCAUUAGUCCUUGGGGGAUUAGUAUUAUAAAACAGAGUAAUUUAGACAUUUUCUUUCGUAUUUGGUUAAAAUAGCUGAUUUGUUUGACAACAAAAACUGUAUUUAGCUGCCAUUUGAUAAAAAAAUUGCUCAAAUAUACUGUAGGACAUCAUCCUGCAACUUGAAUCAUGUUGCAAUUUCAUGAUCAACAUCUGAAUAUAUGCUGCAUAAAGUCCAAAUAUUUUUGUGCCUUGCGAUUCAUAAUACUUCUGUUCCUUUCUAUUUUCUCAACAGUAGUGCUUAGUAGUCCUUUUGGCCACACAUAGUUACAACCAGACACACAAAUAGCGGCAAGAUUGUCCCUGACAGCCGAAUAACUACAAAGAUAGCCAUUAUGGCGGCAGCGCCAUUACUGAACUUUUCAGCCCUUUCUUGUGUGUAUUUAUCAAUAUAGCCGUUUGUUUUCUUUCUCGUUACCUACAGUAUCUUAGCUUUGUUCCAUAAUUAUUCUUUAUUUCUAGCAUAAUUGUAAUGUCCGAUGACUGCAGACACAAAUUAAUAUCAGCACAAUUUGGAAAAGUCAUUUUUAAUUUCCAUACCCCACGGUGAAAACCCCGCUGUUGAUUACACAUUUCCAGUUCACUUUUUCCACAUCAGUGCUCUGAUUCUCCAUUUAACAUACGAGCCUCUAGUCCUGGACAAGGGUCGAUGUUGAUUUACGUUGGACAAAUUUUGGGUCGGACACCAAUUCACUCGGGUUGGACAAACAACAAACCUCAGUUUUACUUAGGUCAGACAGAAUGUCCAGUGGUUUCCUCUCUACGUCGGACAAUUUCACAACCUGGAUAAUAAUUCACGACCUUUUAAGACCUGGAUAAUAAUUAAUAAAUGUUGUUAAACCCAGUAAGGCAUUGAGCUGUGUAGAGGGCGUGUAAAACAAAAUAGGGUGUUGUUUUUCGACGACAAGAGAAAGGUAGUAUACUGUAGGUAUUUUACUUUUUUCAUCUUUUCUCGCUAAAGUCAAGCUGUAAUACUUGUUCGCCUUCAGUUUCGUGACCCAAGAUUCUGUUUUUGUACGUCUAACCCGCGGAAGACAAUCAAAUGACUUACAUUCACUUCAUGCAAACAACAUUCAUAAACGACCUCGACAACGCCUUAGUGUUUGAAAGCUCAAACAUUUUGACAAACCGUUGCCUGUUGCCGUACUCAUGGUGCUUCAAGGGAAAAGCCCAAUGAUACGCCCACAGGAAAAUUGAACUGCUGAUUUUUCUGACGUCAUUCACUAACAUUUUACUAAAAAUAACUGUAUUUUGUACUUGUAUUUCAGUUGAGCCGCUAUGCAGGCUAUAACAUGUUCCUGUGUUAUACAACUAGGCAAUUAUGAACAUUUUAUUUACAAUUCAAUUUGGCAUGCAAUCAUUAAUUUACCAUUAAUAUAUGAUGAAAUAUCAUAAAUAACUUCAUGCAAAGAAACACAGACGAAAAUCACCAUUGUUUUCAUCUUUUCUCGCUAAAGUCAAGCUGUAAUACUUGUUCGCCUUCAGUUUCGUGACCCAAGAUUCUGUUUUUUGUACGUCUAACCCGCGGAAGACAAUCAAAUGACUUACAUUCACUUCAUGCAAACAACAUUCAUAAACGACCUCGACAACGCCUGUGUGUUUGAAAGCUCAAACAUUUUGACAAACCGUUGCCUUUUGCCGUACUGGUGCUUCAAGGGAAAAGCCCAAUGAUAGUCACGGACGUCAUCCGAAAAUUCGUAUAACUAAUUUUGACGGCAUUUUGCAUCAUAUCGGUCGUGCAAAGUAGCAAGGUUUUGUCAUGCAUAUAAAUUAUGUGUUGAAGCUUACCACAAACUGACACACACACAGUUUUCAAUCCAACCCCUCGCCAAUCUGACAUCCGUGUUGACAAAAACGUCGCUUGCUUAAGGUAGAGUAAUACGGGCAACAAAAUUGAUGCAACUUGCAACAAAAUCUGAUUUCUACGCAUGUUAAUUGAAAAUGUUUACACAUACAUUACAAAUGACGAGGCAACAUGUGUCAACAUUUCUACUUAACAUGCGUUGAAAUCAGAUUUUGUUGCAAGUUGCAGCAAUUUUGUUGCCCGUAUUACUCUACCUUUAAGCGCCAAAGCUCAGAUUCCAACGGCUGGAAUCUGAGCCGACUAAGGUCCCUAUAUAUUUACGCAUGUACAAUUUUGCAUUAUCAAUUUCCAUCCGAUAUUCGAUAAUAUGAUAAAUAGAGUACAAAAUAAAACAAAUUCCGAUUUAUGUAUCUUAAAACUCCAAGAUAUGGAUCAAAUUCAAGACAGAACUUUGUAUGACUAUACAUCAGUGGCGUGCUGGCAGGGGGGGCCGGGGGGCCACGCCCCCCCCCCAGCUGGCAAUUCUGGGGGGGGCGCAAAAAUGAAAAGGGGGCGCCGUCCCGUGCGGAAUUUUGAAAGUUGGUGGGAAAAAACGUAUUUGAAAAAAUAUAGUACUUCCGUCAAGAAGUAUAUAUUUAUAUACUGUAGGCUUAUAAACAGAUCGAGACUAAGCGCAUAGACGACAAAGUGAUAUAUUAAAUUACAGACUAUUUGGUCUAACCGUAUUGGCUAAUUUGCUACUUCACAGCUCACACAAAAUCGUUGAUAUAGAAACAUGAUCGGUGAUCACACACAAUGUCUCAUUACCGGAAUAUCUGGUCAGGUUUCGAAGCGAUCACGGGAAUUAUGCCCUUUUUUGCUGGUAUUAUGCCCUUAUAUUAUGAAGGUAUUAUGCUUCACGAAUCACGAGAGCGGCGCGAAUUAGAUAGUUAUGAUAAUGUAAGUUGUGUACACAAUUUAGUUGUUUGUGCAAGAAACAUCAUGACUCAUGAGUAAUGUAAGUGAUAAGAUAAUGCUGAAACGCGCCCUUUCGGCAGUCAAGCAAGGUAACCUUAAAGUGCAUAUGCGCGGGGUCCGUGUGUUAUUGUAUAAAAAGAGCUGUAUGCCGGUAAAUGUAUUCAGAUCACGAGAUCAGUAGAGAAUAGAAUUGGGAUUAGAUUAAUCGCUGGAACUGAGUUAGCAUUGCCCAAUUUAAAUACUACUACUAAAUUCUAACUAAAUUUCAAAUUUCAACACGUUAUAAUGCCGUUUCCUGACCAUCAGAUUUCUGUCAAACCUUCCCCCAAAGUCCAGGAAAUGGCAUUUCAGAGACCCUAAAUUCAAACCCUAAAUUCAAACGACCCUAAUUUUCCGAGGGGGCAUGCCCCCGGACACCCCUAGAGAAACUUCGCACCUGCGGCGCUCGGCUCGUGCCUUCGACACUCGUUUAUCAAGCGUUACAAUAUAGGGGCGCAUAUUAGUUGAAAGCCCACUGGCCCCCCCAGAAAAUUAGUACCCAGCACGCCACUGCUAUACAUAUUUCGACUUUAUUUCAAGCGUUUUAAGCCUUCCUAAGACCAACUGGAAGCUUUGAAAUAAAGUCGAAAUAUAUUAACCAUAUAAAGUUUUGUCUAGAUUUUGAUACAUAUCUUGGAUUUUCAAGAUCUGCAUAUUUGAAUUUGUUUCAUUUGUAUUUUUACAAUUGUGCAUGUUGAGUAAAGAGAAAGAGACAACAUAGAGUGAUAGAGACUAUCGUUGAGAUAGCCUGAAUCAAUUACAUCGCCUAGUGGACAGCGACAAAUUUCUUCGUAUGAACAGGAGAAUUUUAGCGAAAAUUUUGUCGCCGCGACACUGAGAAUUUUGUCGCCGCAACAUGUCGCACAAAUUCAAACUGGUUUGAUUUUGUGCGACCUAUCGCGGCGACAUAGUUCAAAAAAUAUCAUCAUUCCUCUUUGCACAGGGUGAUCGCUAGAUAGUAUACUUCAAAAUAAGGUUUCCGUUUUUAUAACGUAGAAAAACUAUCCUAACAUAAAACUAAACCCUAAUACUAACCCUUACCCUAACCUAACCCUAAACCCUAUAACCUAACCCCAAUUUAUUUUAAAAAUUGAUAUAAAAACGGAAACCUUAUUUUCGCGUAUAUAGUUUAUAUACACUGCGAUGUGCCAUUCUUUGUCCCGACUUUAUUAAAUAUUAGGCCGAUUUCGGAUGCACUGUCGUUAAUUACAUUUGAAAACUAUACGUGGCAAACGUUAUCUGACCGAAUAUCAAAACUUAAUAUCAGCCCGUCAAAUUGCAGCGUGUAAACGUAUUUUUAAUAAGAACAAACGAACAAAGUUUGAAAUUAUUUCACCUAUAUAAAGUUUAUGUAACUUAAAUUGAUGAACGACACUGUAACCUCAAAUAUUGUGCAGUAUUGAGGCUAACAUUCGAGUUUUUUUGCUUGAUACAUUUUAUUGAUUAGCAAAUUAAUAACCAAUCAUGUUUGCUCCAAGAAAGGUAUGGAAUAUUUUACAAAACAAAUGUGAUAUUUUCUAAAAUGGCUUGUGAUCAAAUCAUUUAAAUGGAAAGUGUGCUAAAAUGAAUCUUGCUAUUUAAGCUACAUUGGGAGGGAGGCAGAGGAGGGGGACAGGGUGGGGGAGAGGGCAGGGCGGGGAAGCAAACUGGCUCAAAGGGGCUGUUUACAUGAUCCAGGUUUGCCGGGACGGCAUGGAAGGUGGGAUAACUUUGACGUAUUCAAAUAAGUCACUAUAGGCUUAAACGAGAGGUUCAAACUAAACGUUCAGAGUGUGGUCGAGAAGAUCUCAGAGUUCAAGAAGAUUAUUAUUGCUGCUUGAACAACCUUUCAUUUACAAUUAUAAUCUAUCACUAGAACAAUUAUAAUGUAAUUUUGCUGUCCUUAUUUCAAUACUCUAAAAUCCUCCAGUCUCACAUGUCCUCCCGACAAAGAGGGAUCAUGUAUAAACAGCCCCUUGGUGUUAUGUGGCCAUUUUCACAUUUUAGAAUUUGAUUUAUUUAAAACUAUCAUGUAGGAUUGUAGUGUUUUAAAGAGAUUAGAUCUAUAUUUUUUCCUUUUAAUCUAUCAGUUGAUUCCUAGGAGAUAAUAUGCACAAGAAAGGCAUGUAAAUGCAUACAUUAGCAAAUAAUUAAUAUGGCAAUCUCGUUCCCAGAGUAUGCCUGUUCACUACAUGACCCGCGAACAGGCAUACUCUGGGAACGAGAUUGUUAAUAUGGCGAGUAGAUUUAUUAAGGUGACUCCCCACUGUCUUUUGGCAACAGGAAAAUUUACAACUUAGGGUGGAUUUUUGAACGAUUGGUACUUGUUGAUAAGGGAAUAGUAUAUGUGAGCUAUAGAAAAUACGAGAGUAUGGUCGUGAGUUAGGUCCGUGAGUCGGCCUUAAUUUAACGGCCGUUGAUUUAUUUUGUUAGUCGUUUUCGAUUAGUUAAAAUAAUUAUUUACAACUCAGUUUUAAAAAAUCGCCAGUGUUUAGCAGUUUUUUAAUAAUUAAUAAAUUGCGAUUAAAACAUUUCUGUGUGGAUUUACUUUGCUCAUAAAUUUGAGUAAUUUUACUCAAUAUUUUGAGUCACUGUCGGUGCAAUAUUCUACAAACGGGAUACGAAUCGCGUCCGGUGUGUCUCGGCCAACUUUUUCGCGGCGAAUGUUUUGGCUGACCAAUCACAUUUUCGCUUCGCGCAAACAAAAUUCGCUUAGUGAAAAACGGGCUUAAGGUCAUAGAGAUUAUAAAUAACACUAGAGGAGGCAUUGUAAUCUUAAUUCAGUAAGAAAAGGGAACACGGCUAUUGGGGCGGGGGGGGGGGCAAAUUUAAGUCCCGGAUGUGUAUUCAUGUUUCCAUUGGUGACGAGUUUCAAAUCAGCCAAUCAGAGCACGAUUUUAUUUCCGGGACUUGAAUUUGCCCCCCAUUAUCUGCGUUCCCAAUUUUUAACUUCGAUGCCUCCUCUAGUGUUAUUUAUAAUCGCUAUGCUUAAGGUCGUGUGUCGUGAGCAAAAGGUCGUGUGUGUGAUGGGUAUAAAAGUCGUAAAAUGCGCUAAAAGCGCACGAAAUUAUUAUUUUUCUACCGAAGUUAAUUAAUUUGAAAAAAUCCCUUUUAAGCACCAACACACGUAUAAACCAGUCCAUAAUGUCUGACUGUGUAUGUAAAUAUGAGUGAAGUAUGGUAGUUGCGCAGUGCAAAAUGCCGUGAUCAAAAAGUAAUGUAUACCAAUCCAUCGCGCUUUUCACUUUGCGGAUUGGAGUUCUGACGUUGAAAAUUGCAUGCUGGGGAAUUUUUACAAGACUUCACAUUUCGUAAACAUUAAAACUACCGGAGGGAAUCCUCCUUAUCUCUUUUCCAACUUGCUCCAACUAUGGCGCUAAUAAUAGAGUUUUUAUUCACAACUUUUGUAUUGUAUUUGUAGUAUAUAAGUCCAGCGCCAUUUGCCGUGCCCUGUGAAGACGAUGACGAUUAUGAUCUUAAUAAACCAUUGUUAGUUGAAGAUAUCAGAGCUGGAAAAGGUUUUGUAUAUUAACAUUCUUUAUUAUAUAACACCUCCUUAAAUUCUGGUCAUUUAAUUGGAUGGUUAUGAUCACGUGAUAUACAAUGAAAAUUACUAUUUUACCGAGCGUGAAAAGGAACGCGCUCAGCGUGUAUUUUGUGCUAUUGCAUGAAUGAAAACAUUCAUUAUUUGUUUUAUAUAACACCAAAAUAAAGCCAUGUUGGUCGAUAUUUUACUGAAGUUAAAUACGAAACGAAUAUAUACCUGAGUUGAAUGUACAAUAUUUAAAAUUAAUAGAAAUCCAACAAAUAUGUCACAAGAAUGUUUGAGUGAAGGGUUUGAUGUACUGUAAUAGUGGCAAAACAACAAUGUCGUAAAAAUAAUAUUUUUUGUGAUUUUUACACCCGCCAUCUUGUUUCGGCCAAAUUAUGCAUUUGAGUUUAAUUUAAUCGGCCUCACUUACGAAGAUUUGAAUUACAUGAGCUACGACUAGGAUACGAUUAAGAUUUUGACGGAUGGAAUAUACUGAAAAUCAAACCGUGCAAUGUAAUAAAACGUAUAGUAAAAUAUUUUCAUUCGGUGAAAGAUGGAAUUUUCCACCGAAUUUUGUAUGCUAUAGUUCAUGUCUGUAUAUGCUUGGGUGAUGAUAUGCUAAUCCUGCGAUUUUCUGGAGCCUCAUGUCGAUACUUCGGUGACUUCCGUAGUAGUACAUUCAAACAUUAAUAUUCAGUGUGUUAGUAGUUAAUAAGUGUCCGAUUCCCAUCUGAAUAGAGAGCAAGUAUGUUCGUUUACAGUGAUGUUUAUUAAUUUUUGUUUUAGUGAAACGACCAAUAAGGAUAUAUAUGGAUGGAAUAUGUGACUUAUUCCACAGUGGUCAUUCCAAGGCAUUUCUGCAGGCGAAAAAUAUGUUUGAUAAUGUUCAUUUGAUUGUGGGAUGUAAGUGCUGUGAUAAUUAUGUAGAUGAUUAGUAAUGCAGAACAAUACAGUGUGUCAUGUGUACCUCAACUAUAGACUAUCAAGAUAUGAUGACAGGAAACCGGUAAACAGCAAAGUGCCAAAGUCAGAAAAUAGAAUUAAAGACCUUUGUUUGAUGUUGAACUGUAUCUCACCGUGCACAAAUCCUUUGUUUCGACUUCAUUUAAUAUUAUUCAUUCUGGUUGCACGUUUCACCUCGGCUAUCUCUAUUGGAAGAUUACUUCAUUAUACAUAAAUACAAUGAGCUCAAUCACCUUGACUGUCCACAAAUUAACAUAAGCUCAAACAAAAACAUAACGCAAUGACUUCUGUUUAAUUUCCAAGACCAUCAUAUCUUGAUAGACUGUGGUCAAAUAGUAUUCGUGAAACAGUUGCGUAAAUGAUUUGUUUGCGAGUUAUUACCAUCUGCAGUUUAUUUUAUAUAUGUCAUUCUUUCCCAGAAAACGUCUUUCUUAUACAGCGCCGCCUUCUUUCAGUCUGCGUCACCGAGAUUAACCUAAUCAGUGAACUCUAUAAACACUGGAACGAUAACUCCAGUUAAGCGACCCUAGUUUUUGGCUGAAGCCAAGAUGGCCGUCAAUAGAGUGAUCUCUUGUAGGUAUAAAACGCGCGUGUAUUUCGCGGGAGCUGAAAAUGACUUUUCAGCGCAAGGAUAUCCGGAGCAGAGCAACCAAUCAGAUUGUGCGAAAAGCAGUAUAGACCCAUUGCACUGACGUCACAAAUCCUUAGAGUGUCCUCCAGAUGCUCCCUAACAACAUUUGUUCGGGUACAACAACCACAUACAACGCAAAAAUUAACCAUUUUAAUACAAAAUUAUUAUAAACUUUUACAAAAUUUGUUUUGUUUACAAGAGUUAUAUUAUGCGUAGAUUGCUAAUUUGUCCUCCAGAUGGAUCAUCACUGGCGCCGUGACGUCAUGUGCGAUGGGUCUAUAUCAACCUCCCGAGUAUAUGCUAACACCGAUUAUUCAUAUAUUGUUUCAGUGUGCAGUGACGAAUUGACACACAAGUAUAAAGGUUUUACAGUAUUAUCUGACGAGGAAAGAUACGAUGCUGUCAGUCAUUGCCGAUAUGUUGAUGAAAUUGUCCGUGAUGCACCAUGGGUAGUCACACCGGAAUAUUUAAAGCGAUAUAAAGUAUGUGUAUACCCUUCUCCUUCUUGUAUUUAAAGAACAAAGCGCCAGGCCUUGUCCGCCAUGUUUGGGUGGCAAAGUGCGCUGGGACAGUAGACCAUAGAGAUUGUGAAAAAACCGAGGGACAAAUUGAAGCUUCCUAAUGUUAACAUACACGAGUCGGUUUCCUCCACAUUUCUUAUGAAUCCUUCAAAACUUAUAAUUUACCUACCUAUAUGCAAAAUCCAUACUGUGAUCACAGAAACAUUGAUAGUGUAAACCAGUCUUAGUGUCACGCCACCUGUGGAAAUCAGCUUCGGUUGACGGGGCUACUUUGGAUAAAUAAUGUUUUCUAUCUAUCUAUCUGUUUGUUCGCGAAUAAGCACCCUGGAAAGGCGAUUUUAAUAUUGAUAUAGUAUGCAUCAAGGAAACUGUCAAUUCUGUUACACUGAAAGUUAUGCAAUUUUGUUGGAAUGUAAUUCAGUUGAAAUAUGUAAUUCGGUGCAUUUUCAGGCUUUUCUAAAUUAAUUUGUAUUCAGUAUUCAUGCUAUUUAAAAAGAACGCAUUUGAAUGCGGAUUGACUUCAGCAAUCAAUCAUCUAAAAUAUAGGACAUUCGUCGUUUUUUUGCAGAUAGACUUUGUGGCUCAUGAUGAUGUGCCGUACAAAUCCGCUGACCAUGAUGAUGUUUAUAAAGAAAUCAAAGAAAUGGGCAGAUUUCUGGCAACCGAACGAACCGAAGGUAUCUCAACGUCAGAUCUCAUUGCUCGAGUCAUACGUGAUUAUGAUAAUUACGUGAGAAGGAACUUGAAGAGAGGCUACACAAGAGAAGAAAUGAAUGUCAGUCUCAUCAAGGUAUAUAAUUCGAUUUCUAGUCUUCUAUUUGUCCGUAUUCCCCGGCCUAAUUCCUGCAUGUGUUUAGCCAACUGUGUAGAUCACAUGAUUUCCGUCGGAUGGUAUAGAGCUUGCAUAAAUAUUUAUUGGAUGACGUUACGUCAGCGUUUUCAAAACAGAACGUUUUGGACACUGUUUUGUCAGACAGCCAUGCGUUGCCGAAAACUUGCGAAAUUUACAAAACGGUUAAUCAAAUAACUUGGGGGCGCUUUUAAAAAAUUCUUAACUUCUUAUGAACUGCCAUUUGUGUAAUUGAAUAAUAGCUAACAUCAGGCCUAGAAAAAAGAUUUUUCUUGGCAGCAAAAUCCAAAAAACAUUUCCUGUGUAAGUCAAUGUAAGACUUUCUGCAAAGCUAGGUUUGAGAUAGUGUGCUGUACUACUACCAGCAAUCUCCACACAUCAAUCUCCACUCAUCAAUCUCCACUCAUCAAUCUCCACUCAUCAAUCUCCACUCAUCAAUCUCCACUCAUCAAUCUCCACUCAUCAAUCUCCACUCAUCAAUCUCCACUCAUCAAUCUCCACACCUGGCAGCGGUGCUGCUGGCGCUAAGGGGCGGAUCUAGCCUCAUCUGCAAAGAGGGGUGCCUGUUUUCCAUGGGGUGGUGCACGAGGGAACCUUACUGCCCACUCUUUUCUGCAGUCUGCAACGCUACCAUGCAACAUUUCCAUUAUUUGAGAUGGCUGAAUUCGUCGUUCUGUUACAUUUUACAUUAUCUUUUGUUUAUAAAGUUUAUAUCGGCUUUUUAUCACGUAUACGUGACUGGACAGUUGCUGUAGCACAGUACAUACUAAAUAAAGCAUCCUGAGUAUUUCUCGUUAGCUCACAAAUCAACUAAAUCAUUUCAAGAAAUCGACACACGCUAACAGUAGAAGCUCCGCUAAUCGCUAUUCGAAAAGCAGAAAAUGUACGAUCAAGCAGAUUGUUUUAGGGUGAUGCUGGACUUCUCUAAGGGGGAGGGGCGGUGCUAGACACCACUAGGUGGGGUGCGCACAAUCUCGUUCCCCGAGCAUGCCCGUUCCCAGGUUAAGGGUGGACAUAGCUCUCGAGAAAUCGAAUUGAUUCACUUUGAAUUUUCAACGUGAGUUCUACCCAUGCUCAGCAAUUGUUGCAAAAUAUAAAUAAAGUAUUUAGAAUUUCUCGUCGAAAAUUUGAUACUUUUUACACUUAAAUCGGAUUGAAAACAACUAAAAAUUAUGAGGAAAUAUGUACGAAAGCUUCGGAUUGAUAGGGAUACAACUACCUGAAAAAUACAAGGAGAACUUCGACGUUUCGAGGGAAGGCGCUUCGACUUGUCACUUGUACUGUACUACUGUUAGUGUUUAUAUACAUCGUGCUCCACACCAGAGAGUGAAAGCCAUCUUCCAAAAGUUUUUAUUUAUAAAGCUUAAUGUCCCAUAAUAUGGGAAAAAUGUUAUUAUAAUACAAGAAAAUGGAACUAAUUAUGUGCAGAUUUAUACUGAUAAAUGUCCUCAAGAAUGAGUAUUAUAUAUUUUCAUGCUUUAAUUAAAAUUUACAUUUAAAUCUCCUGACAGAAUUUAUGGUAUACGUAGUGUUAACUGUUAAGUACGACAAUAUAAAAGGUCAAGUACUAUAUGUACAAACAUUAACAGCACUGAGUCGAAGCGCCUUCGCUCGAAACGUCGAAGUUCUCCUUGUAUUUUUCAGGUAGUUGUAUCCCUAUCAAUCCGAAGCUUUCGCACAUAUUCCCUCCAGAAUUUCUAGUUGUUUUCAAUCGAUUUCCGUGUAAAAAAGUAGCAAAUUGUCGACGAGAAAUUCCAAAUACUUUGUUUAUAUAAUUUGCAACAAUUGCGAAACAUGCGUAGAACUCACGUUGGAAAUCCAACGUACUAUCUGCCGUUAGCCAAUCACAGGCCUGAAUCAAUUCGAUUUCUCCAGAGCUAUGCCCACCCUUAACCUGCGAACGGGCAUGCUCGGGGAACGAGAUUGGGGUGCGCACCCCUGCUGGCGCUGCCGGACACUUUCCAGCCCUGGCUAACAUUAGUAAUUAAGUCGGUUAUAUAAUUGCAAAAUUCAUUAAUAAUUUGAGUUAAAAAUGCAAAUCUGUCCCUCACAUUUUUGUUUGGUAGAAUAUACUAAGAAUCGUUCUUACUUGUAUCCCAUUAGGAGAAAGAACUAAAAGCAAAGGCGAAACUGGGCGAGAUUAAAGACAAUAUCAUUCAGAAGUGGGAGGAAAAAUCACGCGAUAUUAUUGGUGGAUUUUUAGAUAUGUUUGGUCGUGAUGGAAGACUGGUAGGCCUUUACAGAUCUUAUUUUCCUUAUGAUGAUGACGAUGAUGAUAGUAAUGAGGAAUUAGAGAAACGUUAAACAUCUUUAACCUUUUUCAAGCCAAAUCCAUUCCAAACUAAAACAUACUCCCAUUAGAAGCGCAGGUCAAGGUAAAACAUUUUCUUGGGUCAUAGAACUCGCCGGCAUUAAAAAAGAAGGGAUGAAUCAAUAUUUUCACAGCUGGGGUUGCUACCAAAAGAGAAUAAAAAACACUGAAUAAAAACAAAUUAAUGAACGGCUCCUCAUAACCCUUCCAGAAAUUACGUCACCUUGGUAAUAGAGCCUCGUUUUCGUGAUUGAGGCGCUUUAACACGAAAACGAAGCUCUAUAGCCAAAGUGACAUACUGAAGGGUGUAUUUUGGAAAAGGCUGGAAUGGAGACCCAAUAGACCUUAUGCAGAAUAACGUCACAAGGCUUGAUGCCCGCGAGGAAUGCUGGUCUUAGUAGUCAUCGCCCGGGAAAAUUUCGAUAGUGGCCAUUUUGAAUUGUUUAAUUUCCCCGUGCGAUGACUACUAAGACCAGCAUUCCUCGCGGGCAUCAAGCCUUGUGACGUCAUUAUGCAUAAGGUCUAUUGAUUCAUGUCUUUACUUCGUGACCUACGCUGCCACCACUUCCCAGCCAAAAAGCUUGGAAGUUUUUUUUAUCACAUUCGUUAAAAUCGUUCUUAAAUUCGAGUGUUAUGUGCAGUAAUGUAUGUCUUGAGUAUCUAAAUCGCAACAUUUAUACCUACUGUAAUAAACUCCAAAGUUAAAAUGAUCGUAAAAGUUAAAAAUUAUCUAACCGAAAGCGUCGUCUAGUAAUGCUAAACAUAAAUAGAAUAAACUAAGUAACUAACAUGACAGCCGUUCUCGAGUACGUAUAAUUGAUUAUUAUUAAAUAUCACGUAAAGUAUAUAAAAUUAUUUAAUACUAAAAGUUAGUUAGCAUUGUCAUAAAAUAUUUUAAAUUAAUAAAUGUUAAACUUCUAACAUUAAACGAAGUGAUGUUAAAGUAAAAAGUAAAUCAAUAAAAUUUAACAAAAUGUAAAAAGAUAAAAAUGAACUAAACAGAAAAAUUAAUUUAACAACUACAUCGUGAGCUGUCGUUUAAUGUCUCAAUCCGUGCUACCGAAUUAUUCAAUUUUCGUUUUCUCGUUCCCAGUUCCCACGCGAAAAAUGCAUUUCCUAGCAUGCAGUGAGCUCAAUAAAUUCGACUUUCUUCUGCUGUCGUCUCCGUUUAUAAAGUUUGAGUUGUGAAAGUUAAUGAAACUGACAAAGGACUGGCAUUGACUGAACCGGGUGUCCCCCCCCCCCAAAAAAAAAAACUAUGCACUGUUUGAUUUAAUAUAGCAGAAAAACUAUAUAGAACAGCUGUCUUGAUCAAUUUUAUCGUAUCCAGAAAGGGCUGAUAUAAUACAACAAUAUUUUUAUGCAAUAUUUACGAGAUAUCAAUGUUUCGAACAAGAAGUUUUGACAAUACAAAAUAUUUGCAUAAAAUGACCUAUUGUUUCUGCGUGGAUAAACUAGAAUAUGUCACUUUAGUUGUGGUAACAACGAAUGGACGGCAUAUUUGUUUCAAAUAUCAAUAUUUUAUCAAUUGAAAAAGGUUGCGAGGUUGCAAAAUUGUAAAUUUAAUGGCAAGUAAUUUGAAAUUUAAGUUGGCUUCAAUGAAAUAGCCAAUAAUUAUGAGCGAAUGGCAACUGUACUGAAAUUAGUUUAAUAGGCCAUUUUAUGGAAUUUAUUAGCAUUGUCAAAAAUGCUUGUUCGAUUUAAAACAUUGAUAUCUAUAGUUAGUUUUGCAUAAAAAUAUUGUUGUACAGUAAUAUAUUGCAAUUAAAAUGGUUAUUGUCUUAUAAGUGUUUUAUGUAACCAAAGAUGCCAACCAUGCAGGCAUGUAGCAAAUAAAUUUUGGCGUUCUCUUAUAAUAUAUGGAUAACAAUAGGCCUUCACAGUAGUUUUUUAGAUGUUGCUACGGUACUCUGAGUCACCGCACACUGGUCGGACAAGCGGGAAAUUGCUUGACCGCAUGCGAGCUACGAGGUCAAGUUGAUUCGAGUAAAUCCUUCGAUAUCUUAUGAUUGUGGUAUUAGAACUCAGGUAAGUUAUAUUAGCUGACGCGAGGGCGCUGUAAAACACAGCGCGCUGUGUUUUAUUACGCCCUGCUGUUGCCGAGUAACUCCCGCAUAGAUGACGACACUCUGAGUGGCUCUCGUGAGUGGCUAAUUAAGAUCAUAAGAUUUAGCUGGAUUUAUGCAGAUAUUGAAGAAACUAGACUAUAAGUUACAAAAUACCAUCUGCUCGAAUGUCUGCACUAUAUAGUUUCGAUUUCAUUUUGACUCCCAGCACCCAUUAGUUGAAUUACAGUGUACGUGAAUAUCAUUAAAUAACACUUUACAUGUAUGCCAAACACUAUACAUGCACUAUAGUUUGAAUGAUCUUAAAUUUAAUUCAUUGUGUUUUCUUUGCGAGGGAUCGAUAAAUCAGGACACAGCCUAUGGUUAACCAAUUCUAUUAUGAAAAUUGAUUGCUACUUUUUGCCCGCCAAACAUGGCAUUUGCAUGGUUGGGAAAACUUUAAUUUGGUUGGAGAAACUUUAAUUUAAUUUUUCCGGCAAAUGUCCGACCGUUAGUUGAGGCUCGGUGUGUGUAUCGUAUACUAAUAGUAAAGAGAGGUAUAUAUCAGCACAUUAAAUGUUGGUUUGGAUACGAUAGUGAUUGAAAAUUCUUUAUGCUCGUUCCUGCGAGUAUUUGAUUUUCUGGGCCGAAUUUCCACCUCUUUGAAAUUUUCCCCCUUCCUAAACACAAUAGGUGCAGUCAUUUUUUACGGUCGAUGCGUGUCACGAAACUAUUUGGUUUUUGAAUUAGGUUAAUCAACCAUAUAACAAAAGAACGCAAACUUUUUUUGAAGUGUUUUUGUUUCCAUGCUUCGUUUUGGAGAUAUUUCGACUUCUGUGAUAUCUAACCAGGGCCUCCCUUUUUUAGCUUGGGGCUCUGGGCAAAAUGUCCACCGCCCCCUCCCCUCCUACUCCCCCUUCUCGACCGCCCUUGUCAUGAGUUAUCUAUUUGAACAUCACACAAGUCGAAAUAUCUCAACGACGAAGCACGAAAACAAAAAUCUUCAAAAGAACUGACUUUGGAGUGUUACGAACUUUUUUUAAGGUUAUUGUUUUUUUAACAAGUUUGUUACCGCAAAUUUUAUUACUGAAAGUGAUUCUUAAAUUAAUGAAAAGGGGUCAGUGGUUCCAACGGCUCUCUACGAUAUAAUAUUUUUGGAUAUGGACACUAACACAGCGACACCAAACACUAAAAAUAAUAAAUAAAUGAACAAUCGCCUCCAUGGAAUAGAUUUAAGAAUUUAGAAAAUGAGUGCAAAGGAAAAUGGCAACAACGUGUUUCCCUAAGUUGAAAGAAUGCUAAGAUUAUUUACAAAUCCUCCCAAACUAUUUUAGUUUUUGAGAUAUUUGAAACCAAAAUUAAAACAUCCUGCCAUCCGCCAUCUUGUUUUAUAAUUAAUUAAAUGACGUCAUAAGGGUAGACAUGAUAAAAAUAAAAAUAAAUUUUCAGUGGAAAGUUUCUACAUAGCUUGUGCUUCAAUUUUAAAAUAGGCAACAGUAAGAAAGAAUUUGCGAUCAUGAAAUGGCCUGAGAAUUGCUCAUGAUACCGAAUAAUUUUACCCUGGUUGUGAUAAUGAUUUUGUUUGAAAUGAAGUGUAAUAUAUUUUAUACCAAGAACGAUAUAGAAAAUCUGUAAAGAGGUUUUGAAAUAUAUUGAAUCUCUCUUCCAAAUGGGAGAAACUUAAUUGUUAUCGUUAUUUCCCUUUAAGCAGGAAAAGACUGCUAAAACUCUUACACCUUAUCAUGGCUUUUAAGCAAUGACAUUGCUUUUUCUUGAUAGAAAACAUGGCUGGAAGAUAAAUCCGUGGACAUGCAGACUGUCAUCUCUAGAGCGCUUUCACCUUCACCCACACAUUCAGGAUCAAUGGAUGAAUUCAGUUAUGAUCCCGAGAUCAGUGGAGACGAUUCUGACACCGAAGCAACAACAAGCAAAAGUCAAGAUGUUCAAAUUGACGAUGACAAUAGCGACGACUCACCUACUACUAAAAUAAGUCGUAACUAACGCUAUUUUCUUGUUAUGCCGUAGGGAUCGGUCAUUAUUUAUGGGAUCGGUCAUUAUUUAACUGGGGGGGAGUCGUCACCGAAGAGAACUGUUUUUCGUGGUGAAAAUGUUGCUGACCCAACCAUUAAAAAGUCAAACCUUCUUUACCAAACCUCAAAUAUUAAUUAAAAAUAAAUAGCCACACCUGCGAAGAAAAAAAAACGUUACAAAAGGAUACCAUUCAGUUGUUACACAUGUCCUUUACAACUUCUCUGACACGACUUUGAUUCUGAAAUUCUCUGGAGUCUAAAGUUUCAUGAUGUCUGCACAUGUACUUUCUUUAGAGACACCAUUUUCCUCCGAGAAAUCGGAAAGUGAUCAAGGUAUUGACUCUGAUUGAUAUACAUAUUACAUUGACAUAUAACUGUUGUCGUUGGUUUUUAAUUUUCAAUAUUUGAUUGAGUCGUGUCUUGGAAAUGACAAUAUAUUAUUUUGUUUUUCAUUUACCAAACCUUUUACUCACCCAACCAUUUUCUCUUCGGUGCCCCCCCCCCCCUCCCCAUCAAUAAUGACCGGUCCCUUAACUAACGUUUUGAUUACGUCAGUGGUGGGGGUAGCCUUAUAAAAUCACUUCUAAUAAGUUAAUGAGUAACAAUCAAAAGUUGUUUACUUAAAAUUUGUUCGAUCCGAAAUUUGAAAUAGCAACCGAAAAUCUCGAUUUUGGUAACCUGCGAUGAAGACUCUAUAAUUAUGGAGUCUGCAUCGCAGGUUACCAAAAACGAGUUUCUGGUUUAUAUUGAUCACUGGUGUCAAGAUAAAAUUAUCCAAGAUGGCUGACAGCUCAUUGCUUUCAGUCAAAAUAUUACAAGAAUCAAGCAAGAUCUGUAACAAGAUUUUAGAAAUAAUUUUAAAUGUCCUUUCAAAUGAGACAAUAACCAUUUUUGUUGCUAUUUACAACAGACCGCAAGCUGUAAACUUCAAAUCGUAUUUUGAGGUAAACACUGUUCGCUAUAUUAAAAUUGAAGCAUAAGUAGGCAGCUGCUUAGCUGCAGAAAACUAGUAGAACUUGCUUUCAAAUGCGAUUCGAAGUUUGCGGUUAGCAGUUUGCUGUAAACGUCAAUUUGUUGGUCUCUAUAUAUUGUUAAUUUCGACGUGAUUAGCCUGAUAGGUGUAGGUAAUAAUGCUAUGCACAGUAUAAUGUACAGUUAAUUCCACAUGGGCAUGGCAGCUUCGAUUGAUCAACGAGGCCAAUAGAUAGAUUUCUUAGUUGGGCAGUAAUAAUAACACAAUUAUUUAAUUAUAAUAUUAUUCUUUAUUAUAUACAUGCAGGCUGGCUCAGUUACAACAGCUGUUAUAAUUUGAGGACCUGUUUAACUUAAUUCACAACGUCAAAUAAAAGUGGUCAUACAGUAUAUAUUGUGUACAAAUUUUAAAAGUUCGUAAAAGUCUAAAAAUUGAUUACAUUUAAAGAAUAAGAUAAUCUAUUGUAUGUUUAUGGUUAAAAUAAUAAUAAAGAAUGUUCUUCCAUAAGUUCCUGUGGAAGUUUGUUAAACAUCAACGCAAUCUCGUUCCCCGAACCUGCGAUCCUCGGGAAGGAACGUGAGGCUCUGGGAUAAUCCGUUUCAGGGAGGAAUCUGAUUGGCCGUUGAUAUGGAAUGC
Messenger RNA from Paramuricea clavata, 21205 nucleotides. The record is from the annotation of a GenBank genome assembly. NCBI's taxonomy places the organism in Eukaryota, Metazoa, Cnidaria, Anthozoa, Malacalcyonacea, Plexauridae.